UCAAUGUAAAUUUUAAGUGAAAUAAGAUGUAAUCUAUUAAAGAACACCGAAAAUGGGGCGAUCAAAAUUUCCGGGAAAGCCCUCAAAGCAUACAAACAGGAAAAGGGUCAAUGUUCUGCCACCAACAGGAGAAACAACAAAUGUUGAUACAUGUAAUGCAGUGACAGUUGAGUCUGUUGCAGAAAACAAACAGGAUGAGGAUAUUUCCGAAAACGACAGUGAAAGUACUGUCAAUGACAAUGUUUUGAAGACAAAAGUUUCAAUCAAAAGAAGACUGACUAGAAAAAUGCAAAGCUCCUUGCGGAACAAAAACGCAUCGAAAAGGAGCCUCUUGACCAAAAUCUGCGGCAAAACAACAAUAAAAACAAAGCUAACCACUAAAACAACAAGGAACACAAAACUAUCACGUCGGUCAGUCCGUUUCUCCACCGCAACGACUCCAACUAGAACCAACUCGCAGAAGGAGGCCAACAAUUUAGUGGGAAAAUUUGUUUUACCAACCAGAAGUGUGCACUCAUCACGUGUGAUCAAACCUAACAAGCGGUUCAUCAAUGUAGAUCUGAAUGAAUCUCUAACAGUGAAAAAGAAAGUCAUCACCAAGAAGCAUUGCGUCAAACAAGAUGAGGACAAAAGCAAACCGUCGUCUGACGAACAGUGCGGGGAAAAUUCAGGCAGCUGUAGUACUAGUACUAGUGAACCAGUGGUCGAAAAGCCUGGACGCGUCGUGCUGCGACAGGCGAGACUCAAACUUCACACCCAGGCCCCCAGCGGGCCGGAGGGGCCGUUCUCGAGCAACUUAAACAAUGGUUCACCACCAGGGACGGUUACUUGUGGUGUUUGUGGUGCAGUUCGGUUCUAUAGGUUUGUGAAACAAGCCAGGAAAUUCAACAUUUAUAGCUGUGAGUCGUGUAGGAAGUUCAUCUCUAAGAUGAUCAAAAGACAGAGUUGCGGGAAAGGUGUGAAUUCUCUAGUUUGCCUUAAAGGCCAAGGAAUGUGCCAUGUUCCUCCGAUAGUGCGUAGUCAGCAGUGGAAACUGAUCCGGUGCGCUUAUAAAGCGCGGUGUCCUGCUUGUUGGUUAAAGAUGUGCCUUCGUUCAUUUCAAAUGCCUCUGAGUCUAAAGCACAAUUUAUUACAAAUGUUGCCUGAAAACAUGAAAGGGCCUGACAUUGUUUUUAACAACUCGUCCCUGUGGCAAAGCAAUAUUGAAAAUAUUGACACCAAAGUCGACAACAAAGUUAUCGAGACAACGAUUACACAACGACCACUCAGAUUUAGAAAUCCAACAAGCAAUAAAGUUGAACCACCCCCAGUAGCACCGGCACCAGUCGUACCUGCACCCAAUUCAGACAUAAAACGUCAAAAAAUCGACCUCAAAGGUCCCCGUGUUAAACACGUAUGCAGAAGUGCGUCGAUUGUUUUGGGCCAGCCAUUGGCCACUUUUGGCGCUGAAGAGAAGAAAAGUGAUCCUACAGAGCAGCCAAUUGAAACCGAAGACAAGGACAAACCGGUGAUUGUAGAAAAAAGUGUGCCUGAAAAGAGUGGCAAUAAAAGUGACUCGAAUUCUAGUGAGACUGAUUCAUCAGAAGGUGAUAAGAUCAAAAUACAGAUGAUGAUGAGUGCAGCUUCUGUUUCGAGUGUCCGGAGGGAGAGGAAUCAAAAAGCACAAGCCUCAGAGGCACGACCUUCGGACAGAAAACAGACCCAUUAUGACAGUCAGAAUGGGAUCUCCAUCGACUUCUGGGAGGGCUACGACCCCGACGAGAUUUGCCAAAGUGGCUACUGUCUAAUAUCGUCGGAACCGUUCACUAUGCCCUCCAUAUGCUUCCUCUGUGGGAGUGGAGGACGUGACUACUUAAUUUAUUGUUCCAUGUGUUGUGAAUCGUACCAUUCGUUCUGUCUGGAACAGAGAUCCCACAGCAAUAUACGGCAGAAUCUUUGGGUGUGUCCUAAGUGCACCGUUUGUCCGGAGUGCAAUCAGAGCGACAGACAGAAGAUCAACUGUCAGAAGUGCAUGAAGGCCUACCAUCCGGAGUGUUUCAACAACAAGUGGAACAACAGCCUGGACCAACCAACCGUUUGCUCAAAAUGUCUGAGGUGCAAAAGUUGUGGUUCAGAGAACAUCACCAAGUUCGUGGGGAAUCUUCCCUUGUGCAUCACAUGUUUUAAACUCAGAAAAGAGGGCAACUUCUGUCCGAUUUGCCAACACUGUUACGACGAGAACGAAUGUUGUGCAAAGAUGAUGGAAUGCUCCAAGUGCAACAAAUGGGUGCACUCGCAGUGCGAGAAGCUGUCCGAGGAGCACUACCAAAUCCUGGCGAUCCUUCCCGAGUCCGUCGAGUACAUUUGUGCCUUGUGCACGAAGGAACAGACCUGGAGGAAGGCCAUAGAUGCGGAGAUCAAGUCCAGUUUCCAUCACCUCAUCCGUUUGUUGAGUAAAAACAAAACGGCGAGGACCACCCUGAAGUGGAGUCCUUUGAAUAAUCAUUCCCCUUGUCACAAGUCAAUCACCAACGUCCGGAAGUUGCAGUUUUCCGAAGCGGCCAUGGACGUGGACAACAACAAUUGCAGCAAAAGUGUCGCCGACAUCAAUAAGAUCUAUUCGUUCGAAGAGAACGAGCUGCAGAUGAAGGCUGAGUCGGAGAGUUUGGCCAGCACGUUACAUGGUCUCUCCAUGGUUGACAUAAAGAACAAGCUCAACUCCAACGAGUACUGUUCCGUUAGGGAGUUCAACAAAGACAUGGAGGAAGCCCUGGAGAACACGCAUUCGGAGCAGUUGAAAAAGAUCUACCGUUCGAUAUUCCAUUCGAUUUUUCCCUGGUACGAAAUCAACGGUUGCCAAGAAGAGCCGAGUAAAAACGAGGCAGCGACAAAGGAGGAAUCUCAGAGCAACGCGGUGAAGGAAGAAGACCGUGUACAAGUUGAAUAUGAAACAAUAGACACGAGGAUGUGUUCGUUUUGUAAGAUCACAGGCGAUGGCUACAACUACGAAGAGUCACGGCUGUUGUAUUGCGGGCAGAACGAAUGGGUACACGCCAACUGUGCCCUAUGGUCGUCAGAAGUAUACGAGGAGAUCGACGGUUCUCUGCAAAACGUCCAAAGUGCUUUAUCCAGAGGUCGAAUGAUCAGAUGCUCAAGCUGUAAGCAGAAGGGUGCGAGUGUCGGCUGUUGCUUCAAAGGUUGCUACGAGACCUACCACUUCAAAUGCGCCCAAAACUCGAAAUGCCAGUUCAUGCAUGACAAAACCGUAUACUGUUCCACCCACGAGGUACCGAAGAAAAGCCAUCCGUUGACCUCACCAAAGGAGUUCGACAUUUACAGGUCGGUUUUCGUGGAGGUCGACAAGAAGAAGAGGAAAUACUGUGAUAUGGAACGGGUUAACUUCAUGGUUGGGUCAUUGUGCGUCAAGAAUCUCGGCAAGGUUAAUCCACUGGUAUCGGAUUAUCCUGAUGUUAUUAUUCCCAUGGGCUUUGUUUGCACCCGGCUCUUCUGGUCAACUGUUGAUCCCUGGAAACUGGUUCCAUACAUCAUUACAACGUCAGUUUUAAGCACUCACUGCAGCUCUACGAUUGUAGACAAGAAUUUUACUGUGGAUCACUCUUUGUCCAAGCCGGAGGUGGAGAAAAUCCUUAAAGAGUUAUACGUUUGGCAAAAGGACAUCGACAAGAAAAAGUCGGAAGUCCUGGACUACGAAGACGAUGAAGAACCUCAAAAUGGGGCUGAUUUGCUUUCACCAGAGCUAACCAACGCCAUCCUGGAGGAAAUACCACACGACUUGCUGGACGGAAUAUCGGUACAAGACAUUUUUCCUGCAUCUCUGGCGUUUUCCAUGGACAACAAGCUAGAGCUGGGCGACGACGACAAUUUAGACAUGGACAUGAAGUCGUCCAAAGAGCUAAGGCGGAGCAAAUCCGAAGUGAUGCCCCAAAUCAACAAGCUCGAGCAAUUUUCCAAGUCCAGAGGGCAACAGCGGUCCUGCAGUUUAACCCUGAGUUGUAAGCUGGACAGUUCCCUCCCGCCAGCAAUAAAGAAACGGAAAAUGGCCGCAGCAACGCGGGAGAACAACAUGUUCUUUCAACUGCUGCAGGUCGACGGUAACUGCGACGACAGCAGCAGCAGCGAGUGUGGCUCACCCACCGGCACCGGGGUGGAUCCAUGGGGCAAUCCGGUGGGUGAAGAGCCGGUAACUUGCGAGAAAUGCCAGUGUACUUAUCGCACCCAGGCCAGUUACAAACGUCACUUGGACACGUGCGAGGUGCUUUGCACCAGCGAAAGCGACUCGGAACUGGACAACAACAUGAUCGUCCUCAGCAAACCCGUCGUGGAACGCUUAGACGAGCCUUCAUCAGUCGUACUGACGUCCUACGAGUCGUACCAAAACGAGAUUCACACUUCAGUAUUAAAUACUCAGACUUUUGUCACGGCUAAAUCGACGGAGCUGAUAUCGAUGCCUCACACGGAUAUUCCUUUGCAGAUGUCGCAGCCCAUACAGCAAAAGCAGAUGAUUCAGAACAUGACGGUGCCAGUUAACACGGUGGCACCCAUGAACUUGAAUCAACAAGUCACCGACGCAUCACACAACUCGUACACCAUUAAUCAUCCCGCCUUGACGAUAGGCGACAAUCACAUGUCAUCACAGCCAGCUCAGUAUUGCGUUAACCAAACGGUACCACUUUGCGUUAAUCAACCCUUACAACUACAAUCGAAUAGCAUUCAAGUCAGCCCCAACACCUCGAUUUUAAAUGCCGGAAAUCAACUCUUAAACCAGACGAUUUCAAUAAACCAAGGCUCCAUACAGAUAAACCAGCCAUCAACGUUACAACAGCCGUUAGAUUUUCAACCGCAGUCGGUUACGAUACAAUCAGUGCCGUUCAGCAACAACGUGACUCCAAUUUUGAACGUCACACCUCAAAAUCAGUUCGCGUUGAACGGUAAAAUCAUAACGACUAAUCCGUUGAUGCAGACUGUUAACGUUCCUACGACGCAGUGGGUGAAACCGGUGGCCAAGCCGACGGUUAUAGCACAGAAAACCAUCAAGGCGCGGGCCAGGAGUCGAACAAUCGCUGCCAAAAGACACUACGAGGAUGGGGACACAAUCAUUUUAAAUCAGAACUCAACAACAUCCCCGGUGAUAGUUCAGCAUUUGCCGUCCACUAAUUUUGUUCCGUUUGUUGACGCGUUCCAACAGCAAACUGGUCAAAAUGUUCAAUAUGUAGCAACUAUCGCACCUCAAGUCAACGCCACUUUACCCACACAACCCCUGGUCCAACUCCAACCGGAUAACAACCUCAUCAGCAUCGUGCCCGGCCUCCAGCCCACCAUGAUCAUCCAGCAGCCCCGCGUCAUCGAGAACCAGCUGGUGCUGGACAGCAACGGUUCCUUGGGAUGGGCGCCUCAAACCGUACAACCCGUCUAUUACGGAUUCGAAACGAUCGUUCAAAACACGGUGAUGCAGUCGCAACAAUUCCUGCCGACCACCGUGCCCGGCGUCCUGACCGCCAACAGCAGCUACUCGACGACGACGCAGGUGUUCCAGACCAGCAAAUUAGAGCCAGUAUUGGACGUCUCCUCCAAUAGCUUCGUACUAGUCAAUCCGGGACAGCUGGUCAACUCCCAGGCCAUCGAGGUGCCUCAGUACUCGCAAAGCCAGCCGAUUAACACGGUUGUGAGCAACAUACUGCCGCAGCAGGAGAUCAAAACGCAACCGCAAUCUGUGAUCAACUACUCACAAUCCGUUACAUCACACAAACCGGCCACGGUCACCACGUCGGCGACACACAGCAUCACCCUGCCGACGGCUCCCUUCGUACCUGAGCAAGGUAUACCCACGAACAUAGUUGUGCCGACACCCAAGCCGCCCACUUCCACCCAGAGUCGACCGAUGAGUCGAGUACUGCCAAUGCCCACGAAAAAGGAACACAAAAAGUUCGUCGUCGAGGAGGCCAAAAAGCAAAUCAUCGAGGAACCCAAAAAGAUCAUAUCCCAUAUCAAGUAUGAAGAUGUCAAAAAGGUGCAAAACAGCAAAUUCGAAGAGGUUAAAAAGUACAUGUACUUCAAGUACGAGGAGGUGAAUAAAAUUCAACCACCCCCAAUAGUACAGAUUAAAAUGGAAGAACACAAACCCAUCAGCCCUCCAAUGAAGGAAAUUAAGGUCCUGGAAAUGCCCAAGUUAAUCGACGACAUUGACAACCCAGUGAUAGAGGAAACCAAAGAAGUACCCGUGGAAGAUUUAAAAAUUGAACCGGUGAUACCUGCACCUCCGCCACCACCACCAUCUCCCGUCAUUCCUCCACCCCUUCCACCACCUCCUAACGUGGAGCCUCCGCCUCCACCUCCACCUCAGCCUGAGGAGCCUAAGGCUAAACCAUCCAAAAUAAUCAUACAAGACAUAAAAAUAUUAGAACCCAAACCUGUUAAAGCAACAGAAGUGACUAAAGAGGACAAAAAACCAAAAGCACCGCCAGAGCUGGUUAAAGAAGUAAAGCAGGAAGAAGAAACGGAAGAGCACAAGAGCGAAAAGUCGUUAAAACUGGUGUUCCACAAGCAAGGCCAAGAUGGCACAUACAAAGUAAGCAAUUCAAUCCACGUGGCCCCGUUUAAGCUCAAAAACGUUCUACCUCUGGUCGAGAAGAACAAGCAGGACGAGAAGAUCGAAAAACUAGAGCCAGUAACCAAAUCGAACGGCAGUAAAAAGGAGAACGACAACCCCAUGAUCGUGUACACGAUGGAAACCAAAGACGGAUUCAAAUACUCGUCGACUUCGAUCUCCGAUCUGUGGGACAAAGUCAUCGAGGCGGUGCAGGCGGCACGUGCGGCUCACAACAUGGCCCCACUUCCCACUUCCAACGUCUCGAUGAACGUGCCGAUAAGCGGACUGAAGAACGCCGCCAUGAAGUACUUGAUCGAACAGCUGCCCGGCGCGACCAAGUGCAGCAAGUACAAGCCGACGUUCAGCUUCCCGCCGCAUUCCAAGGAGCUGGAGGACGAGUUCCUGACCGGUCACAGUUUCGGGUCAAUCCGGUGUGCGCCCUUGGAGCGGGAACGGAAGGAGUACGACAUGUUCGGGUGGCUGUCGUCCAAGCACAGGAGUCCGGACGUCUCCUCCGAGACUGAAGUGCUGCCAAGGAGAGGCUCCGUUACUAACUUACCCAUGGCCAUGAGGUUCAGGCAGCUAAAGCUGACGUCCAAGCAAACCGUGGGUGUUUUCAGGUCCAGCAUUCAUGGGAAGGGUUUGUUUUGCCUUAAAGAUAUUGAGUCCGGGGAAAUGGUCAUCGAAUACGCCGGAGAGGUGAUCAGGUCUAUUUUGACGGAUAAACGGGAGAAGUACUACAAUUCGAAAGGUAUUGGCUGCUACAUGUUCAGAGUGGACGAUAAUUUUGUCGUGGAUGCUACGAUGAAAGGAAACGCCGCACGUUUUAUCAAUCACUCGUGUGAUCCUAAUUGUUAUUCAAAAGUGGUGGAGAUUCUGGGUCACAAGCACAUAAUAAUAUUUGCUUUAAGACGAAUUUUAAGUGGUGAAGAACUUACAUACGACUAUAAGUUUCCAUUUGAAGAGGACAAGAUUCCUUGCACAUGUGGCUCACGCAAAUGCCGUAAAUUUCUUAACUGAUAUUCAGUAUGAAACAUUUCCUCAAUUUUUUCAAAAUUUCCGUGUAGUUGACUAGAAUUUAUAUUAUAUACAUUAUAUCUUUUUUAUAUGGUUCCUUUACUCGAGUAUUAUUGUUUUGCGUUUUCGUUUGUGUAUUAUUUAAGGUGUAAUUUUCCGUAUACAAUUAAUUGGUUUGUGUUUUGUGUCGAUUUUUGUUUGUAUACUUUUUCCAUAUACGAUUGAUAUUUUGUAAUACUCGGACGUCUUGAGCAUUCAUUGCCGAAAACUAACCGUACCAUUUUUUUAAAUUUAGAUACUAAUGAAAGCUUAAGAACAGAGGGAAAUAUUUUGACUGAUAUUCAGUGUUUUCUUUUUUGAAAUUAGAGAUAUAUAUCAUUGUGGAACAAUGAUUAGUUUUUGAAAAACAAACUCACUUGUAUAAUUGUAAAUUUGUCUGUAAUUAUAGUGUAAAUAUCUCAGAUUUUUUAAUAUGUAUGUAAUUUUCUUCCCAGGUAGCACCUAUCACGGCCAUUAUAAAGUUACAUUCUUAAAAUAUAUAUAGAUUAAGAUUUUGUAAAGUCAACAGUAUUUGAAAAUUUUCGUAAGAUUUGGCUGUGAGGUUAUAUGCAUUUGUGCCAUUGGCUGAAUAGGUGUUACUUUAUUAACGUUUUUGAUAAAAAGAAAAUUGUCAUGUGAUAUGUUGCAUAAGUUUUUGCUAAAUUUUUCUCAAUAAAUUUAUAGCUGUUUGAAAUGAGAUCUUGUUGGUUUUUAACCGUUUUAUGUUGAAACGACGCGAGAUCCUACACGAACAUUUAACAAUAUUAUACUGUUGAACAAAAUUGUUGAGAUGAACAGAUUUUAUGUGAUAAAAAAGUAUAGUUUAUUUAUAUAUAGUCCUGAAAAAUACGGGGUGUAUAAACAACGUCCAUAUUUUGAAUCUCUGAGCGUAUAAUAUUGUUUUGUGUUUUUUUGCAUUUUGUUUAAGAAUCCAUAAAAUACAUCACCUUGCCAUUUUCCAUUUUGGUAACUUCCUUGUGCAGUCUUUUCUAUAUAUACAUAUAUUUUUUUCCUAUCGGAAUUAUCACGCUAGUAAGUUAAUAAAAAUGGAAAAUAUUUUUGUAUCAGCACUUGAAAUUUUAUAUGUACAAAGAGUACUUGUAGCUUUACAUACAGUUGGUUGUGAAUUUAUUAGUGAAUUACAUUUUGUUUUUAUUACGUUAAAAAUUAGGAAACAAAAAAAAAGUAUUUUUGUAUAACCCAUACGAUUUUUUUACGUGCUACGUAUUUAUGUUCUAUGUAGUUGAGUUAAUAAUUUACAACCCAAUUGUAAUUAUAAAAUGACAAUAUUGACAUAUCAAUAUAAAAAAAACAUAGAAUAUAUUAUUCUACAGUGUGUGAUAAGAGGCCUUGUAGUAUCAUACAUGUACGGGGAUGAUUGUUUAGUGUCUUAUAUCUUUUAACAUAUUUAAAUUGAGAACUAAUCAUACCCUACUUUGGUGCUUACUACUUGUAUUUAACUUCAGCAGCUGUGCUAACCUGUAUCUAUAUAUAUUAUUAAUAAAAAUUCGAUUUAA
This is a messenger RNA of Aethina tumida (small hive beetle), 9159 nucleotides long. Its product is annotated as histone-lysine N-methyltransferase trithorax. Gene Ontology annotation, biological process: positive regulation of DNA-templated transcription. NCBI's taxonomy places the organism in Eukaryota, Metazoa, Arthropoda, Insecta, Coleoptera, Nitidulidae. The transcript is spliced from 9 exons. Gene Ontology annotation, cellular component: nucleus; histone methyltransferase complex. The record is from RefSeq and is a predicted model, not a curated record. Gene Ontology annotation, molecular function: zinc ion binding; sequence-specific DNA binding; DNA-binding transcription factor activity. Bases 53 to 7606 code for a protein of 2517 amino acids.